Nelumbo nucifera (sacred lotus) is the source of this 402-nucleotide messenger RNA. The record is from RefSeq and is a predicted model, not a curated record. NCBI's taxonomy places the organism in Eukaryota, Viridiplantae, Streptophyta, Magnoliopsida, Proteales, Nelumbonaceae.
AUGGCGAAGAAGACAGUAGGGAAGUUGGUGAGUACGACAAACGAGGAUGAUGGACUAGGAGGGGUUGACGAUGAGGGAGUGGUGCGUAUAGUUGGUCCAUUACCGGGUGCUGGAGCUGACGACGGGGAGGGAGUGCAAUCAUCAGGUGUCUCUGGUGCGGGCGCAGGCGACUUGGGAGUGGCGGGAGUAGAGGGAGGUGGAGAAGAGCUACCGGAUGGAGGGGGUGUUGGGGCUGGUGACGGGGAGGGAGUGCAAUCAUCGGGUGUCUCUGAUGUUGGGGCCGGCGAUUUGGGAGUGGCUGCUGGAGUAGUGGGAGAUGGAGAAAUGCUGCCGGAUGGAGGAGUGGCGGUACCGGAAGUGUCCGCGACAGUAAUAGCUAACUUUUGUCCAUUGGCGCAGUGA